AACAUUUCCUUCUCAAAGGUACCCUUCCAAAAAAUGGACGACAACAAAGGAGGAGGAAGCGAGUCAGGACUCAGUUCCGAUUGGGCCGAGUUGACUCACGAGUGCCUCAUCAACAUCCUCUCUCGCCUCACCUUGGAAGACCGAUGGACUCGAUCCAUGUUUGUCUGCAAAUCAUGGUUCCAAGCUUCCCAAGACCCCCGUCUUCACUCGCUCUUCGACCUCCAAACUCACUUUGACUCGGUCGCCGAGUCUCCUCUCUGGUGGACCACUCAGUUCGAGAGAAGAAUCGAUUCCAUGCUCCGAUCUGUCGUUGAAUAUAGUGAUGGAUCUCUCACGGAGAUUCGCAUCAGACACUGCUCCGAUCGCUCUCUCUCAUUUGUUGCUCAAAGGUGCCCGAACCUUCAGGUUCUUUCAAUUAAGAGCAGCCCAAAUGUGACCGAUGAAUCCAUUGCUAAGAUAGCUUCAGGGUGCCCCAAGCUCAGGGAACUUGACGUUAGCUACUGUUACGAAAUAUCUCACGAAUCUUUGGCACUGAUAGGAAAGAAUUGCCGCGACCUCAAAAUUCUGAAAAGGAACUUCAUGAAUUGGUUGGAUCCUUCUCAACACGUAGGAAUUGUCCCUGAAGCAUAUCUGAAUGCUUGCCCUCAAGACGGGGAUUCAGAGGCUGCCGCAAUUGGGAAGUUCAUGCCUCAUCUGCUCCACGUUGAACUUCGAUUCUCCAAAUUAUCAGCAAAAGGCCUCGUUUUGAUUUGUGAAGGCUGCCCGAACCUUGAAUAUUUGGAUCUCUCUGGGUGUGCCAACAUGACUAGUCGUGACAUCGUCAAUACAUCAUCAAAUUUAAAGAAUUUGAAGACUAUCAAGAAGCCUAAUUUCUACAUCCCCAGGUCAAUCUUCCACAGUGAGAGGUAUGGCCAUUGGAGGUUGUAUGAUGAGAGAUUCCAGACGGAUGUUUUCCGAAUUUGAUCAGGCAAGCGGAGAAAACUGCUUUAGCAAGUGGAUCGAUUCUGAUUCGAUCAAUGGUCUGGUUUUUUUAAUUUUCUUUCAAAUGUGUAUGUAGAGAUUUCGUAAGGGCUUGAUUAGCAAAGGUACAGCUGGAAUCUUUCUUGUGUUGUGCCUGUAUAUUGUGUUCUUAAAUUGUAUUAGGAAUUAUUGUUUCGUGUUUUGUUUUCUGAUGUGUUGGUAUUAAGAAUUAUUGUUCUUAUUUUGU
Messenger RNA from Camellia sinensis, 1207 nucleotides. It is a transcript of the gene SKIP1, whose product is annotated as SKP1 interacting partner 1. Lineage: Eukaryota; Viridiplantae; Streptophyta; Magnoliopsida; Ericales; Theaceae. The record is from RefSeq and is a predicted model, not a curated record. Gene Ontology annotation, molecular function: protein binding.